AUGUCCAAAGAUCCAUCAAAACCAAACAUCGUGCUCAUCCUAGCUGACAAUCUCGGUUGGGGUGAGCUCGGCUGCUAUGGCGGAGGCAUUCUUCGCGGCGCUGCGACACCGCGCAUCGACAAACUCGCCACAGAAGGUCUUCUUCUUCAUAACUUCAACGUGGAGAGUGAUUGCGUUCCCACGCGCUCGGCCUUGAUGACAGGUCGUCAUCCCAUCCGAACUGGCUGCCGACAAUCUGUGCCAGCUGGAUUUCCUCAAGGCCUUACAAAUUGGGAGCGUACACUGCCGGAAUGUCUCAAGCCAAAAGGUUAUGCGACGGCUCAUCAUGGAAAGUGGCAUCUUGGUGAUAUUCCUGGUCGGUAUCCUUCUGAUAGGGGAUUUGACGAGUGGUUUGGAAUUCCGAGAACGACUGAUGAGAGUCAGUUUACGUCUGCUUUGGGAUAUACACCUGAAGUUGCGGAAUUGCCAUACAUCAUGAAAGGUGUUGCGGGACAAGAUUCUGAGAAUGUUUGCGUGUAUGAUCUCGAAAAGCGAAGGCUGAUCGAUGAGAUGCUAGUUGACCAGUCAAAAGACUGGCUUUCGCGUCAAGCCAAGGCAGAGAAGCCCUUCUUCUUGUACCAUCCCCUUGUCCAUCUGCAUUUCCCGACUCUGCCGCAUCGCGACUUCGAAGGGAAGACAGGACAGGGAGAGUUUGCUGACUCUAUGGCUGAGAUGGACUACCGAGUUGGUCAACUGAUCGAUCACCUGGAUGAGCUUGGAGUUCGUGAGAACACAGUCUUGAUAUUUGCCUCUGACAACGGACCUGAGUUUAGACCUCCAUACAGAGGUACUGCUGGGCCGUGGUCUGGGACGUACCAUACUGCCAUGGAGGGGAGCUUGAGAGUCCCUUUCAUCAUCCGAUGGCCGGGAAAAGUCCCUGUUGGAGUAACAUCCAACGAAACCGUCCACGUAACCGAUAUUUUCACAACCAUCCUUCAAGUUGCGGGUGCAGAGGUCCCAAACGAUAGACCCAUCGAUGGAAUCAGCCAGGUAGCGUUCUUCAAGGACCCGACUGCUGUCAAAUCUCAGCGUGAAGGCUUCCUCUUCUACAUCAAGGAUGAGCUACGAGCUGUGAAGUGGAAAGACUGGAAGCUUCAUUUGGUCUGGGAACCAAAGGUCAACCAAUCUUCUGGAAAGCUGGAAUCUCCAUAUUUGUUCAAUGUGGUGAGAGAUCCAAAGGAGGAAACAGAUAUUUUGGCGUACAAUACCUGGGUCUUGCAGCCGGUUAUGAAGCUGAGAGCGGCAUUUGAGAAGAGUUUGAGGAGUGAUCCAGCACCGCCUGACCCACUCAAAGGUCUCUAA
This is a messenger RNA of Fusarium odoratissimum NRRL 54006, 1341 nucleotides long. Its product is annotated as arylsulfatase A. Bases 1 to 1341 code for a protein of 446 amino acids. The record is from RefSeq and is a predicted model, not a curated record. The transcript has a single exon. Gene Ontology annotation, molecular function: arylsulfatase activity. Lineage: Eukaryota; Fungi; Ascomycota; Sordariomycetes; Hypocreales; Nectriaceae.